Messenger RNA from Fusarium coffeatum, 1290 nucleotides. RefSeq lists its product as uncharacterized. Gene Ontology annotation, molecular function: phosphatidylserine decarboxylase activity. Lineage: Eukaryota; Fungi; Ascomycota; Sordariomycetes; Hypocreales; Nectriaceae. Gene Ontology annotation, biological process: phospholipid biosynthetic process. The coding region runs from base 1 to 1290 and encodes 429 amino acids. The record is from RefSeq and is a predicted model, not a curated record. The transcript has a single exon.
AUGCCUUCCGGUCUUCCUACUGCCCCAGAUACUGAGAUUGGCUUCCAGCCGCCUCCCACCCCCGCCAGAACUCCUCCCGAUGAGAACUCAAAGAGCCUCAUUGGCCUCACUCCCUUCCCAAUCGCCGGAGAUGGCCCUCUACCUGUCAUAUUCCACCCUCACAUCAGUAUCCUGACGGGUUGGCUGGAGGCCUUGAACCCUGGUGCACUUGGCGACGCAGUGAAAGAAGCGCGGACAAAGAUUCCUGAAUUCAUGGACAAGCUCCACAUCACUGACGCAUUUUCCUUCCUGGACUUUGCAAACGAUCUUCUCAAGUGGACGCCUGAAGAGACAUACAAAGCGAAGGAUAUCUAUGAUAUUAUCACUAUGUUUUACUUCAUUCUCGAUCAGAAGCCUUUGGCCAAGCUUCAGACUCAGAUCCAUCCCAGCCAGGCGGGAAUGCCUCUUACCUGGCUCUCCUCAUGGAUAGUUAUCUAUGCACAGCUUAUCGGGCUUUUCAUGGACACGCCCGCUUCAAUUACGGAGAAAUCGCUGGAAAGCUUCAAGAAAUCGCCCCCGUACGCCUACCAUGAAGCUGAAGUUCCUGCUGGGGGGUUCCGCACCUUCAAUGAGUUCUUUGCUCGCAAGCUCAAGCCUGGUAUGCGACCCAUCGCCGAUCCAGAAGACGACCAUGUCAUCGUAUACCCAGCCGACUGUACCUUUGACAGAUCGAUCCCCAAAGACAGCAUUAUCAACAUUGAGUCUGAUGGAAUCGUUAUGAUCAAAGGUUUGGAGUGGACAAUCUCGUCUCUUCUUCAAGGCAGUCAAUAUGCCAAAGACUUCCAUGGCGGUGUAUGGAUGCAUGCCUUCCUCAACACCUUCAACUACCAUCGCCAACAUGCCCCUGUCUCGGGUAAAGUAGUCGAGGUUAAGAGCAUCCAAGGUGCAGCAUAUCUUGAGGUUAAUGCGAAGUGUGAGCGCGUUCGCAAGAUGUGUGGUACAGAUGCCCCAGACUCCCCGGGAUACCAGUUCCUGCAGACACGUGGUCUCUGUGUUAUUGACAAUCCUGUGCUGGGUCUCGUGGCGGUGCUACCUAUCGGCAUGGCUCAGGUUUCUUCCGUGAAGAUGACCGCUCGGGUAGGAGAUGAGUUGAAGAAGGGAGAUGAGAUUUCCUACUUUCAGUUCGGAGGCUCGGAUGUUAUCUGCGUCUUCCAACCCAAGGCCGGUUUGACGGUGGAUGAUUUUGUUGCUUCGCCAGAUGACACUUACUCUCGAUAUGGUACUGUUCUGGCUAGGGCUCCAAAGAAAUAA